Dinoponera quadriceps is the source of this 11192-nucleotide messenger RNA. RefSeq lists its product as uncharacterized. Gene Ontology annotation, cellular component: nucleus. NCBI's taxonomy places the organism in Eukaryota, Metazoa, Arthropoda, Insecta, Hymenoptera, Formicidae. Gene Ontology annotation, biological process: base-excision repair, AP site formation. Gene Ontology annotation, molecular function: DNA binding; mismatch base pair DNA N-glycosylase activity. Bases 2042 to 5332 code for a protein of 1096 amino acids. The transcript is spliced from 9 exons. The record is from RefSeq and is a predicted model, not a curated record.
GAGCGGCCGAGCGAGCGAUACGGCCGAGCAGUGCGGUGCCGACUCUUGCUGCCGCGGUUGCAGAUCUCACGGUGUGUGUGUGCGCGCGUGUGUUUACACGACCGAGAAAGAGAGAGAGAGGGCGAGUUCGCGCCGUGGAGGCGAGGGCAGGAGAGAUCGACAGAGACAGAUACACACAAAGAGAAAGAGAGAGAACAGCACGGCGAGCAAAGAAUUCGCGAGAAGCGGGAGAAAGCGAGAAGGCAGGCGAAACGCGAAAAAAAGCGUGGAGAAGAGGCGAGUCAUCCGCGGGUAGCACGGCGCGCGCAGUGCACGCGUGUUUCCUCCGUCGAGCACCACACACGUCCUCGGCAAAAGGGGAUCGCGCAACACCGUGAGUAGUACGCACGAGACACGUAACAUUCGCGAGGUAAUCGUCGCGACGUUAUCAAAGCGGCGGCGGCAGCCAACCAACCAAGCAGCCGGUCGAACACAGGACGGGCGAGACGCGCGUCGCGUGACGUCCGACGUGCUCGCGCGGCGCGACCGGCACGCACACGCCGCGAAAAGCGCGAACGAUAACGCGCCUGCCACCCUCACGCCGCCGGGUGCCUUUAACGGGGCGUGGGUGCACAUCACACCGCACGUACUGCACCGCGCCGUACCGCACCGGCGAUGAUGGUGCGGCGGGACGGCGGGUGGUGUGCGUAAUUCAAAAGGUGCGCGCGGCGGCGAGAACAUGACUCGCGACGCGGAGUGCGCGAAUUCGAGGCGACACCGUGCCGUCGUGGGCGAGAGGACGAUAAUAUAAGCGAGAGGAAGGCGGGGGAGUGACGAGAAGUUUGCGAGGUGACGCGAAAGAGAGAGACUGAGACGCGGGGACGAGAGGAAAAGAGAGAGGGAGAGAUAGAUACAGAGAGAAACUCCUUGGAAAUAAAAAGAAGGAAAAAGAAAGUUCCUAAAGCGAGAUAUCCGCGCGGCCAGUGAUCCCGUGUGCGGCUCGCGUGUUGCGCGCGCGUGUCCGCGCCUCCCGGUGAGAGUGUGUGCGAGUGUGCGAGAGGGCCGGGCGGGCGCGCGAGUGGACUCCGGCGAAGGGAAGAGACUUUCGCGGCGGUGGCCGACGAAGAGCAGAGCGGCUUCCGGCCUGUCGGCGCGGAGGCGGCACGCCGGCCGAACGGUUCCACCGAGAGAGAAUGCUCGUAACGUCACCGACGGUCCUUACCGCGAGGGCAACGAUGACGACAUCGCGAGGUCUCGAUUGAGUCGUCGUCGAGGAGGGGGGGCGGGGAGGAGGUGGAGGUAGACGAGCGAAGACUCUUGCCGCGCGUCGUCGACGGCGACCGACUCGCUACGUCGGUCCCGUCGCCGCGACGGUAGCAUCGAGCGAGAAAGAGAACGCGCCGUCUGCUGCGUCGGUGGCGCGAUCGUUAACCAGGUGUUGCUCUCCUCGACUUCGGUGUGUCGGCGAGGUGUGAGCGAGCCGCACUCGCCUGUUUGCCGACGGCGAGCCCCGGCUCGGUCUGCCGUCGGUGGGCCGCGACGAAGAAGAGCGCGAUAAGCCGACGGCAUUUGUCGAGCUCGUGGGAGGUCCGUCGGACUCCCGAGGAAGGCCGAGCCUCGCAGCCUCCGAACCGAUGACUGUUUGCCGAGCGUUGAAGACUGGACGUCGCGUCCCGUGAUUGUCCACGACGGACGGUGACUACUCGCGAGAGAGAGAGUCGCGUUCCCGGGAUCCUCGAAGGAUUCCGCCGUUGUCGUAUCGAUCGAUCCUCCGCCGUAACUAAAUCGUGGAACGCGCGUAACGGAGACGGGCUUUUGUCCUCUGAGGAUCGCGCUCGGCGGAUCACCCGGGGCCAGAGUCGUCGCCCUGCCCAAGGCCGUCCCUAUUAUCGGCGGCGGCGGAGAAGAGGAGGAGACAGAAGUACAACAACAAGCGCCACCGCGGGUAGUGCCUCUCUCGCGCGGCCAGGACGCGGGAAGAAAAAUCCUACGGAGAUAGCCGGUGACGUCACGGUGACGCCGGCCGACUUCCGUAGGCGAGAACGUGACGCCAACCGCCAAGAUGCAGGUAGCAACGCUGUUCAGGGAGAGCGCUACCCUGCUGGGUGCCUCCAGCUUGGACCCCCCGCAGACCCACCAUCACCAGGGUAUGCACCAACCGCAGCAGCAACAGCAGCAACAUCAGCAGCAUCAGCAGAUGCAGCAGCACGCAACCGAUAUGCACCUAGUCGGCCACCACAUGCAGCACCAUUACAAGAUGUCGUACCCGUCACCGGUGCAAAAUGGAGGACCAAACGGCACGACGAUGAGUUGCACGAGUUCUCAAGGGGUGAUGGUGAAGCAGGAGGCGAGGGACGACGGUUACGAGACGAGUCCGGACCUCGAGAUGAGGAGCACCGGCGGUGACAGCAGUCAGCAGUAUCACACGCCGCUGACACCACACACGCCGCACACACCGCACACGCCGCACACGCCCCUCACGCCGAUAUCGGCGACAGCGCAUCAACCCCAGCAGCCGGGCUCGACCGCCUCCGCCCUCGGACAGGUCGCGAUAAAAUGCGAGACGCCGGUGGACCCGUACUCGUUCGUGGACGAGGAGAUGUCGAUGGGCGGCAUGAGGUCGGCGAGCAGUCCAGGCGGCAAUCCCGAGAACAUGACGUGUCCGGGCGGUGCCCAACCUGGGCUGGGUACACCCACGUCGACGCCGCCCGGGGCGCUGCCCGGGCCGCAACAUCAUCAGAUGAAUCUCGUGAUGAACGGCGCCGUCAAUCCCCAGUUGGCGCAUCAGCCGAAGAAGCGAGGCCGCAAAAAAAAGUCGGAGAUGAUACUCACCCCCGAGGAAGCGGAGCUCGCGGAGGCCAAGAAGCGCGCUAAGACGUACAAAGAGAGGAAGAAGCACGACAGGUUCGACGGCAUGCCGGAAGAGGAAGUGAGCAAGCGCGUCCUGCCGGAUCAUCUCACCAACAACCUUGACAUUAUUAUAAUCGGCAUCAAUCCCGGACUGUUCGCGGCUUACAAAGGACACCACUACGCCGGACCUGGUAACCACUUCUGGAAAUGUCUACAUCUAAGUGGUCUCACGCCCGAGCCAUUGACAGCAGACGACGAUUACAAACUCCUGCGCCUCGGCAUCGGUUUUACAAAUAUGGUAGCACGCGCCACGAAAGGCAGCGCCGAUCUCACGAGAAAGGAAAUUAAAGAAGGUAGCCACAUCCUGCUCGAGAAGUUACGAAAGUAUAAGCCAAAAAUUGCCGUGUUCAACGGCAAACUUAUAUACGAGGUGUUCUCGGGGAAGAAGGAGUUUGGAUUCGGAAGACAGCCAAACCUCGUCGAGGGUACAAAUACGUACAUGUGGGUGAUGCCUUCGAGCAGCGCGAGGUGUGCCCAAUUGCCACGGGCUGCCGACAAGGUGCCGUAUUAUGCGGCCCUGAAGAAGUUCCGCGACUAUCUGAACGGCACGAUCUCGCAUCUGGACGAGUCGGACAUCGUCUUCGCCGACUCGAAGCUCAAGAAGAAGGAGCACGAGGCGAUCGAGGACAAGAAGCCGGUGUUCAACGACGACUUGGUGGUCGAUGGCGAGGGCCGCAUCGCGGAGAUCAACGGCACGGGGGUGAAGCAGGAGUCGGGUGUGCAGAUACCUGGCAAGAAAAAACGCGGCAGGCCGAAGAAGAUCAAGAAUCCGGAGGACCAGCCGCCGCCGGAUCCCGAGAAGCUGGACGCGAACGGCGAGGUAAUCAAGAAACGGCGCGGCCGCCCGAAGAAGAUACACCAGCAACAGAAGCAGCUGGAGCGGGAGAACCGGGAGAGAGAGCAGCAGCAACAGCAACAGCAGCACCAGACGAUGGGCCACCUGAACGACGGCUACGGCAACGCGGUUUCGAACUGCUUCUCACCGCCGUUGAUGUCACCACCGAAGACGUUUCCGCACAUGGCUCCGUAUCCUCAACCGAUGAACGACUCCGGCUUCUUCGGCCAGAGCAUGCAGGACAGCAGCCCGUACAACAUGAGCGCGAAGCAGAGCCCGGUGCACCUGCACCAGCACUACAGCCAGAGCCCCAAGUCCAUGUCGUUGUCGUUCACGCACUCGGACUUGUCGUCGGAGAUCAACACCGCGAUCUCGUCGGAGAACAACCUGGAGCCGUCACCGCUUACGUCGCCCAGUGUGGAGCACCCGGACUUCGAGCCGCCCACCAGCAUGUCGCAGCAGAACAUGGGCAACGACCAUCGCCAGUACAACCCUGCCGGACCGGGGCCUGACCCUACCGCCACCGGGCAUCACGGCAGCCCCGGGACACCGUCCCACAACAGUUACGCUAAUUACAUGGGCUACCACGAGCAGACGCCGGAGGCGCACAAUCCGCACCCUCAUCAGACGACGCCGACGCCGCUCAGCCAGACCGCCGAAGAGCACUCCCAUCACUCCCAUCCGACGCCGCCGCACACACACCCGCACACGCCUACCCACGUGGCCUCCAUGUCGCCACACCACCAUCCGCACGAGCAGUACGGUAUCAAGAGGAACUCCGCCCAAGACGUGGCGUCCAAGAGUCUCAGCGACCUGGAGUCCCUCGUGGACCAGAUACCGAGCAUAGCCGAUGGUGGCGGCAGCCAACGGCUGCAACACUCCCACCCGGGCAUGCCGGACGACAGUUUGGCGGAGAAGAUGGACGCUCACCAUCAGUCCUACAUGGCCGGUUUCGGUGGUAUGCAGUCAACUGGCGGGAUGACCAAUUACAGCCCGCCCUUGGCUCCAGGUGGCGGUAUCUAUCCCGGCUCGCUGCACCACUCACCCAGCGACGGCUACGGCAGCUUGUACGGCAUGAACGGCCGUCACCAUCAGGAGUCUCAGCAGCAACAACAGCAGCAGCAGCAGCAGCAACAGCAUCAGCAGCAGCAGCAACAACAGCACAGCAAGUCCUACACGGUGGAGAACCUGGCGUCUAGCAACUACACACCCAGCAUGAACCACGGCCAUCCCGGUAACUCGUACCCCAACAUCAUACCCGGGCCGCACUAUCCGGUGCCGAUGGGCUCCACCAACGGCUACCUGUUCAGCGGUCUCGAGUCAAGCCUGAUGCAACGCACCUACGGGAUCGGCGGCAUGAGCGGCAUGGGCGGCAUGCACCCGGCAUCCGCUCUCGGCCACAUGACCAAUCCGUACCCGUACAAUGGCUCGUACUCGAGUUCCUUCGACGCUUACCCGGCGCCACCGGCUGGCAUACACGCCCCGAGCGCCAAUUACCCCGGCUACGUCGGCACGGCUAGCGCGGCACCCAGCACCACCACCACGCCGCCGUCCUACCUCCCGUCGCACCACAGACCGCCGGUCGACCUCUCCUACGACGGUGUAUGAUAAUCGAUGUAAAGCGCGUUUCUCACCGCCCAACCACACCACCGCCCCUUCGUCAUCCCCCCUCCCUCCCUAGCCCCCCCAUCCCUUCCCCCUAUUAAUCCCCGCCUGCCGAUCGCCUCCCGCGCGCGAGCGACACACGCGCAGCCGCGUUUAUCUUUUCUACGUAUUUUUACACACGUCUAGGCUCGUACUCAACGUCAGGGGCACACCGUCGUCGCGCGUCGUCUCCUCGUCGUCUUCUCGUCGUCGUCUCGUCGUCGUCGUCGUUCCCCCUUGGAAUCGCCCGCGAGCUACUCAAGCGCAAGCGUUGGCGAGAUGCUACUUCGCGAACGCUCUUUCGCUCACUGUCUGUCUGUCUGUUUGUCCGUCUGUCUCUGUGGCGUCUUGGUACACCGAUAUCCCGUGGUACCAUCUCUUCUCUUUCUUCUUCUGUCUAACUUUACACACACACACACACAUUUACACAGAGCGUCUCAGGAUUGACGUAAAGCGAGGUGCACGUGAGGUUGACUUGUGAAAUUUAGAUUUUAUUCUCCCCGAUCGGGAACGUCGACGCCACGGUACUGAUGACGGAUCUGUCAUCCGGUGUUCAAAGUGGACAUUACUCAGAUAGAGUUUGAAUCUCAGCUCUUCUUCAAUGACGCUGAAGAGGAAUAGAUCUUAAAUUUUGUGACGCUGCAUGUUCACCUUGCGUCAAUCAGGGGACAGUCUACGCAACUGUCUUUCAUUUGAACGCACCUCCCCCUCCUGUUCCCUGCUCCUACAUCCUGCUUCUACUUCGUCAUUCUGCCUUUGUCUCUCUCUCUCUCUCCCUCUCCCCCCCUCCUCCUCUCUCUUUUUAAUCCUUUUUCUUUCUUUUUAUCUCGCUCUCGAUAUGCGAUGAUGCCGUGAGUAAUUACGGGCGCGCGGCUCGAGAACGGGAAACUGCUCGUGAAACGCGACCGCAGCGCACGCAACGAAUGGAAAAAAAAAGCCUUUGCUAGAUUAGGUUCGCCGAUCGCGUUCUGUACCGAUCCGACCGUCAAACAAUACACACCUAUAUACCACAUACGCGCGCACGCACGCAAAGACCGAUAACCGUGACGAUAAACGGCGACCUUAACGUCGCGCAGAUCGCGAUUACGAAUUCGGCCGACGUAGCCGAGAGCUGAACAUGUAAUUGCGCUGUGUCCCUUUUUCCCUCCUGCCCCAUCGAUCGCCCGACAUCGAUCAUCGCCGAUUACCCUAUGUACGCUCGAGGCUUUACCUCCGAAACCGUGUUUCCGUGUUUUCAAAGGAUCACAAGAUCGGAAUACGAAGUGCUGCGAGCUUUCGCGCAAAAUAAAGGUGGGAAGGAGAGAGAGAGAGAGAGAGAGAGAAAGAGCGAGUGAGAAUGAGUGAGUGAGUGAGUGAGUGUGUGAGAGGGGGGGAGAGAGAGAGAGAGAUCUGCAAUUGAUACGCCGCCUUCGAAAAGCCGAUAAGAGAUAACGUCGCGGUACAAACUUGGAGUAAAGCACGAUGUGACGGAAAAUCACCGGGUCUUGGAACAGGUGUAAUCUCGAUAGGGUUCGAAUUUCGAUGGCAUCGACGCGAAAUAUUAUCCGCGUUUAAUGAGUGAGUGAAAUGCGCGAAGAUCGAUGCAAGGUGUGCGUUUCUCCUACGGCACCGUUUAGGAUUAGCACGGUAUGCCGAUAUUCCCGAAGAAUAUCCGUGACACCGUGCACCGAUUAGGAAUGGCGGCACCGUUUACUUAUGCGUUUUGUAUACAGCACCUGCGAUUUAUACUAUUGUUGGCUUGUUAUUGUUGUUAUUACUAUAUAUUGCGUGUUUGAUUGUUUAACGCGCGUCUCGGACCGUUAUUACGUUCCUACAUCGUCGGAACAGUUGGUCUUUAUGCCCCUCGAUAAAUUGGUUGCUCGAUCAGUUUAACAUGGAUAAGAUAUACGUGAAAUAUUAUUGUUUUCUUCUUUCUGUUGAAGAAGAAGAGCGAUAUUCGCACGAUUUUUCGAACUUUUAACAUCAAAGGGGCCGCCGAGUCGUCACACUCGGACGGGCAAGUCGGCUAGCACAAUUUUCAUCCUUCGCGAGAACUUGAAAAGUAAUGUUGCACGAUGAAGACACCGAGUGCAUCGUGUUUACGAGAUCGAUAUUGUCUCUCUUCAUAUCCUCAGAAUACGCUAUCGUUGUCCCAAACCGCGGUUCUUGUGGUGUUAACUGUCACUCUUCGCGCCGACUGUGUCUCUCACGGGAAGUAUGAAGUAUGAAAAAUUCACGGGAGAAUCGAGAUCCUUGUGAAAAAAAAAAAACGUACAACUCUAUCGUGUCUCCGUCAGUCCACGUUCGCGAUUAUACAGUUAUAGGCAGAGCAAUUGAUAUCGGUGUAAUUUUGCUGAUUUCACGUUUGAAUAUCAGAGAUGCGCGACAACGAUCUUGAUAUUUAAUCGCGUGUACGCGAGACGCGCGCGCGACACUCGGCAACUUGAGGGUCCCGUUCUCGCGGGUGUGUUCGCGUACCCGCGGCGUCGAGGAGGGAAUUGAAUUCAUGAAAUUAUUCCGGUCUGAAUUUUCGGCGAUAGAUUAAGAACGCGGUCACCGAUCAAUCGUCUACGUUUUUGCGCUCAACGUGUGUGGAAGCAUCGCCGGUCACUUACCUCUUGGUUAACAACGCGUUUGCGUCAACCUCCACGAGCGAGCGAGCGGAUCUUCUUUGUUCCUGCGAACAAAAGAUACGCUGUUGUUUAUCUCGCUCGUUUGAGUUUCGUUUGUCUCGUUGCCACAUUGUCGUUUUCAUUUGAAUUUCGCUUAAUUUUCCACGAUUCGUCGACGAUGUACUCGUUUGUUGAGCGAUCGUUCCGACGAAAAUCGCUUCUUCGUCGAAUCAUUACAACAACAGGUUUCCCGGGUCAACCGUUUGAGUGAAAACUGCAAAUGUUGAUUUUCACCAAGCGGCCGUUCAACAAUAUUUACCUCCUCUGUUCUGUACACGAAAGCUUACGAGCAAUAAACGGCGAAUCGCUGGGCCGAAUCAGAUUGUAUUAGCGAGUGCGACACAAAGCCGAAUCGGGAAGGGUUGCGACCAGCAUGUGCCAUAACCGAGAACUCAGUUGACACUCUGAGUGCAAAACCAAAGGGAAUCGUGACUUUUGCGCCAUAGGAAGAAGCCAAAAUAACGGGGAAGACCGUACGUUUCCCCCGUAACAACCCGGCCCCGACGACUUUCAGACGCGUGUUUGACUCUCAUAAGGUAGACCGAUUUUCGUAGCAAUCGGCUUUUGCUUUAAUCGAAUUUUCGCGUGUACAUUCCUGAUCGAUAGCUGACAAAAAUAGACUUGCCUGAUGCUUGCACUCGAGGCCGCAACUGCAGUUCAAAGCAAAAGUGUCGAAGCUCUUCCGAUUCGCGAGACGCGAUUCGGCCCUCCGAUCGCGUCAAAACGGCUGAGAGAGCAUCGAACGCAACUUCGUAGGAAGGGAACUCCACCGUCUCGGCAGACCUGAAUGCAAAGAGAAGAUAUCAUCGAGCUGCGAACUGCGAGCCACGCCCCGUUUGCGCUCACCACUUAUGUGAGUUUCGUGGGCUUUUUUAACAGAGUAAAUAUUAAUCGUUAUCGUCAUCGUAUCGUUAAGGUUACUGCACAUAGUAAGGCGAAGCCAGCCGAUUGCGCCGGUGUUUCCUUAUAAUCGUAGGAAACAGCCGCUUUUAUCAAUGUCGGUCGGACUUAACACCGCAGUUCAAUCCUUAUAUCCGGGCGAAUUCUUUCCCGACUACGCGGUCUUGUCUCCCUUAUUUCUUGACAUGCAAGCGUUGCACAAACCGUGUUACAUGUGAGCGAAUAGGAUAAAAUUCGUAGUGUGCGGGUGCGAUUUUUGUCAAAAGAAUCGUCGCAUAGUAAAUAUCGCUUGCUUAAUAAUUUUUUAAGCAUUAAAAGUUUCUCUUGGAUGCGUCCGACUCUCGCGACUCUCGGAUGAAGAAGAGUGACUUCUUCAUCUCCUUCUGGGACCGGAAGGGGAGGAAGGAUCGAUUGCACCGCGGUAGACAUUUGUAACCGACGUUGGCAGAACCGGCCUUUUUAACGCGUGCGGAAUAGUGAUCCGCUGACGAUCGACCGAAUUAUAAUAUUUGAAUCUAGAAGUCUAAGUAAGAACACCGGCGCAACCGGAUACCGAGCUCACUUAAAUGUAAGACGUAAGUCCUAACGGGAGGCAGAAGGAAGAGACUACUCGUACGUUUGUUUAUCACGCCCGCCACACUUUCGUACCUCGCGCCCGCAACAGCCAUCGCCGUUCUCGUUGCAACUCUGAUUAUUAUUUAUCGUUAGAACUCGAUAUCGCUGUGGAGUUACAUAUGUUACUGUCGUUAACAUAGUCGCGUUACGUUGUCUCGUUAAUUAUAUUCUGUUAUGCGUUUCGCAUUGCCGAAAGUCACUAUAUAUUAAAUACGAUCAUAACACGAACAUGCAAAUGUACACGCAUACACACGCAACACGUGUACACACGUACAAUUACACUUACACUCAGUCGUAUAGGUAUUAAUAGCUGGCAUUAUUAAAUCGACAUCCUCCUUUGUCGCUGACCGACGCUGUAAAGUGACGCAUCUGGCAUGAUUAUAUAAAUAUAUAUAUAUAUAUACAGAUAUAAAUAUAUAAAUAUAUAAAUAUAAAUAUAUAUAUAUAUAUAGAUAUUAUAAAUAAACUCUAUAAAUAUAUUAUAUAUUGAAUAUAAAUAUGUAAGGAUAAGCGCGCGAGAGCAACACACACAUAGGAUGUGUCGAGACAUUUAAGAUGAUGCACAGGGUAUAGAAUGAAGAAUCGUUGAUAUAAUAACUGAUGUCUAUAUUAUUAUAGAUGUUUCUUUCGUUCCAUCGGCCUCAAACGCACUCACACGCGAGUCACGCGAGUACGUACGUACGCGAUCGAAGUAUUGUAGUAGAUGUUUUUCAGAAUCCAAUCCGACUCCGGGCGGCGGCCAAGAAUAUAGAUGUCAUGUCGGUGUGUUAGUCCGCGCAAACGUUCAUCGAUUCGAAAUGCGAGAGGGACGAGGAUUAAAAUAUGUAUUCCCGCCGGUUCUCCCGACCGAGAGAGAGAGAGAGAGAGAGAGAGAAAGAGUGAGAGAGAGAAAGAAAGAGAGAAAGAGAGAAAGAGAGAGAGAGAGAGAGUUGAGACCGGCGAGAUCCGCCAUCACUAACUAAUUAAUUGACUCUUCGAUUAAUCAAAUUAACUGAUUGUAAAUUGAUCGCUAUAAGGGACUUUAUUAUUAAGUAUAAAUAUUAUAUAUUAUACAGAUAUAUAAAAAAAAAGGUGGAUUCGCUGUUGAACGUGUCGAAUAAACAAAGCAAAAAACAAAAAAGAGAGAAACAAAAUCCAGGAGUAAGUGAGCGAGUAAGAGAGCUUGGGCCGGCACUCCGGCCUCCGACAUAUUUUUUAAUCGCUUCGAACCUCUAUUAUUCUACCUACUAAUUAAACGUAAUAGUGUAUCUACGUGUGCGUCCGAACGAUCGGUCGAUCCGCCGCCCCGUCACCGUCGCUCAUCGCCGUUGUCGUCGAUCGGAUCGCGAUCGCUCGGGCUAAUCGAGAUGUGUUCUGUAUUCGAAUUAACGAAUGUACUUCUCGAAUAUUCAUCGCUCCUACGAAUGUGUCGCGGGAAGGAAGGGUGACGGAUGCUCGACUUAGAAAAUUUCUGCUCCUUGCCGCCCGACCCCGUAAGCCGAACACGCAGAUCUCCUUCGAGAUGGGGGGGACGUUUCAUUUGGGUGCUCAAUGGAUACACCCGAGUAUCCCGCAAUACUCUGUAAAUCUGGAUGUCCGUCAGUACUAUGAUGUCAAUGCUACGACACUUUAUGUGAAAAUAAAUUGUUACAAAUACACUACUGAUAUAUAAAUCCGAA